UUUGUUUUUUUCAUUUUUUGUAUUUUGUGGUCAUUAACUCAUUAUAUUGGUGUAACUUUUAUUGGGUUGUUGCUAAUUGUUGUUAUUACUUUUACACGUACUUUUCUUGAUUCAAACUGAACACUCUUUUAAGCAAUGCAGUAUGGUUUUGGUAUCUUUUGCUUUACUAUUUUGGAGAAUAUCUAAAUGUGAAAUGUGCUUUCUUGGAUGAGACUUUGAGGUUAAGAGAUUACAAGAAAUGAUUGCUUUUUGCUAGGAGAGUUUGUUGAGUUUUUCUUUGGGUUCACUUCUCUAAUGUCAAGUGGGGUUGCAGAUCAAUUGAUAUGACUAGAUAUGGAGUUGGAAUUCGACAAGUAUUGUGUAGUAGAUGGAAGUCCUACAACUGUGCUUCCAUCUCCGCGACACCGUCUAAAAGGUGAAAGGAGAAAAAGCAAAGCAAAUUCCAGAUGCAGUAAAGAAGUAUUGACUGUAGAUGGCGAAUUCACUGAGAUAAGCUUUCAUCGUUAUCGUAGUGUGUCAUGUAAAGAUGUUCCAUCAAGGAAAUCACAUUUGGGAGGAAAUGAUAUCCUAAAGAGGGGAUCUGUCUAUCAAAGUUCUAAAGACGUUAGGCGCACCAAGAGAACUGAUGCUGUUGAGGAAAGGAAAAAAAUUGAGUUCUCUAGAGGCAAUGCCACUGAAUUCUCAUUUGGCAUUGUCGAUGUUUUGUGUGGUUCAGAUGAGGACAAUUCACUCAUAACUAAACAUGGAUCCUCGUUCAAUCCUAUUUCCGAGAGAGAUGUACCAUCGGAUAGCUCUCUAGGAAGUUCUUUAAAUUCUGAUAGAGAAAAUAGAAGGACUCAAAUUCCACUAAGACAGUCAGCUCAGGAUUCAAACAUCAUGUCUCAAUCAGUCGUCGAUCGUCUAGGUGCAGUUAACAGAAAAACGGAGAGGGAUCCAUCUGUGUCUUUAUCCAAAUCAUUGUCUGCAAAAUUAGCAGUACCACAUUCGCCUGCUCGAUCAGAAAGUGAUAGCUCCAGGACCAGCAGCCAAAAAUCCCGUUUCAGUCCUAUUAGAAAGAUGUUUGAUCCGUUUGGUAAAUCAAAGUCUCUGAAAAGUCCAUUCAGUUAUACUUUCGAACCUGGCAGGGAUACCAAGAAUGAGCUUCUUAACGUCAGUAGAGGCAGAACGGUUCAUAAAUCUCUAUUGCAUGAUUUCUCAAGCAUAGAAGAGGAGCCUUUGGAAUGUAAUCCUCAGCCUAUCAAGAAAGAGAUCAGUAAUCCGAAUGUCCAGACCUUACCAGCUCAUUUACACGGCUUGCUCAGGUCGGAUAAGAAAAAUGGAUUGCCCUUUUUCGAGUUCUCAGUAAAGUCACCUGAAGAUAGUUUUGUCGCAAAGUCCUGGAAAGUGGAGAAUACCUUGGAUUGGGUGUAUACAUUUCUUUCCCUUCACCAUAAAAGGAAGAGCAAUGCUAGUGGAUGGGGAUUGAAAGAUGGCGUUAGAGAACCGUUGUUGGUUGGGCAGAUGCAAGUUUCCUGUUAUUUAUGUACAGACAUUAAAAGUGCUGGAGAUUGCGACAACUCAAUGGUGACAGAGUUUGUCUUGUAUGAUACGCCUUAUUCAGGAAAAAGAGUUUCUUCUCAGGAAAGUUGUCGUUCUUCCCCUGAUGUCACUGUUGCACCUAAGGCCUCUGAUGAAAAAUCAUCUGGAGCUAAUUGUGAUAGAGGUCACUUCGACUCAUCAACUCCUUUGGGAGUAGCACAACUGCAGUCACAGGUUGAAAUUGCGGCCAUUGCUAUAGAGGUACCAUUUGAAAAGAGAGAGAGUUUAAAAUUCACGAGUGAGGAUACAAAGGCUGAUCAGCCACUUCCAAAUUUACUGGAUCUCUCUGUGGUUGAGCAAAGAAUUGGACAUUCUGAUAGUGUAAGCCCCGCCAAAGUGAACGUUGUGAUCCCUUCCGGACACCAUGGUCUUCCAACAACUGAAAGUCCAGGUCCUUCCUCCUUAUUGGAUAGAUGGAGGAUGGGUGGAGGUUGUGACUGUGGCGGCUGGGACAUGGCAUGCCCGCUUCACAUAUUUGGCAAUCCAAAUAUUCAUUUUGAUGACAACCGGCCUCUGGUUGAGAUUCAGCAGCCGUUGGAACUCUUCAUUCAGGGAAGGAACGAUAAAGCUCCAGCAUUGACCAUGACACUUAAGGAGGAUGGACAGUAUUCAGUUGAUUUCCACGCUCAGUUAUCUGCACUACAAGCAUUCUCUGUUUGUGUCUCAAUUUUGCAUUCAAUGGAAACGUCGAUUGCAGUGGGACAAGAGAAAAAUGUAGAAUCUUUGCAAUCCAAAACGUUGAGGGUGUUCGUUCAGGAUGACAUUAAAGGCUUGAUUAAUGUAGUUAGAGAGGAAAAGAAACAGGAAGUACACAAAAAAGUGGAGCAAGUACUCCCAACUUUCGUGCUCAAUCCACCGUUCUCACCAAUUGGUCGAGUGUAGUCUUGAACAACUCACUCAGCUAGGAGUUGAACUUAUACUCCAUUCUACGUGGGGUGUAUAUCGAGCUCCAUACAAAAACUGGCUGCUUUGUGAACUCGAGAUCACCCGGAUGCAACCUUUUCUUGCGUGCAGUUUUGAGAGGAACCGAGAUGAUGAAUGGUGCACACGAGGCAGAAUCCACGAGCUUGUCAAGUCUGAUUUUCAGCUGGAUGAUCCAUGUUUUUUUCUUCUGGAAUAGAUGCCACACUAUACUGUUUAUAUUGUUAGUUGAUAGGGAAGGGCAUAGGAAGCUCAAUUCAAUUUUUUCGACAAUAGAAAAUUUCAAAUAUAAGCAUUAGCCUACUUGUAAUUUAUUCAUGAUGGCCACAAGGUGCUGAAGGAAAGAAAGCCAUAAGGGAAAUUUUGAACACUCUUUUGUAGUAGUAUUGAGUCAGUAGCAUAGUUUUGUUUGAACUUUUUAUGUAAGUAUAUUAUUGUGGGAAAUAAAUAGCUCUUGGGCCAGUGUAAUGCAA
Capsicum annuum is the source of this 2972-nucleotide messenger RNA. RefSeq lists its product as uncharacterized. NCBI's taxonomy places the organism in Eukaryota, Viridiplantae, Streptophyta, Magnoliopsida, Solanales, Solanaceae. Bases 334 to 2460 code for a protein of 708 amino acids. The record is from RefSeq and is a predicted model, not a curated record. The transcript has 3 exons.